This is a messenger RNA of Boeremia exigua, 1927 nucleotides long. Its product is annotated as endoxylanase-like protein. The coding region runs from base 381 to 1781 and encodes 466 amino acids. The transcript has 3 exons. Gene Ontology annotation, biological process: carbohydrate metabolic process. Gene Ontology annotation, cellular component: extracellular region. Gene Ontology annotation, molecular function: cellulose binding; hydrolase activity, hydrolyzing O-glycosyl compounds. Lineage: Eukaryota; Fungi; Ascomycota; Dothideomycetes; Pleosporales; Didymellaceae. The record is from RefSeq and is a predicted model, not a curated record.
CAUUUCAAUGACACCAAUGAGACUUUUGCCGAAGAAAGUCGAAGGCUUCCGUGUUAAUAUAAUAAUAUGCUUGCGAUUGCUGUAUUUGUUGGGUGCAGACAAGAUAUAAAUGAGGGAUGCUAAUGAUCUCCAGGAUGUCGUUUCAACCCUCUUGAAACAAGACUCCUACCGGACGGCCCACACAACCAAAACCAGCAGAUCCCGUCCUGGUAUAUAUUGACUUGCUCUCCCUAUACUCAUUCGUCACUCGGUCCUUCCGUUCAGCACUUGCUUUUCAUCUACCUUCUCGGAAGCGUGCUUCCUGACAUUCAUUUAUUUACCUACACACUCUUUUGACAAGAUCUAACUUCUAUACCUCCCUUUCACAUUUUACAUCCAAGAUGCAUGUCCGUGGGUCAUCUAUUUACUUCACCGUCGUUGGCUUGACCUCCACGACUGCCGUUCUCGCUGCCGUUCAGCCUUACGGGCAAUGCGGUGGCCAAGGCUACACUGGCGAGACAGCCUGCGCAGAUGGCUGGGGCUGCAAGCAGUGGAACGACUACUACUCCCAGUGUACUGAAGGUGUCAGUGACUCUGCACCAUCUGCUGCACCUGUGCCCAGCAGCAAUACUUCUAUUCCUGAUCAGACUUCUGCUGCCCCAAUUGCUACCAGCGAUGUCAUCGUCCCUACGUCCGUUGCGUCCUUCCCGUCCAUCAACGUAACGGCAUCUGUUGCUGUUCCCACCACAUUCGAAACCUUGAUUGCGUCCUCGAGUCCUGCUGUCGUCCCUGAAGCUGUCUCGUCCUCAGUAGUCAUCGUAUCGAGCAGUGUUGCGGCUCCCACCGCCGCUCCCACUGCCGGUGCUGGGAACAACACCGGCGCGUUCGCCUUCGGUGAAGACUGCUCCCUCGACGCAGUCUUCAAGGCCAAGGGCAAGAAGUACUUUGGUGUGGCAACAGACCAGGGCCGACUCACCACUGGCGACAGCGCCGCCAUUAUCAAGGCAGACUUUGGUCAAGUCACGCCUGAGAACAGUAUGAAGUGGGAUGCUACCGAGAAGAGCGAAGGCACAUUCUCCCUCGCCGGUGCCGAUUACCUCGUCGACUGGGCUUCUACCAACAACCAGCUCAUUCGCGGUCACACCACAGUCUGGCACAGCCAGCUGCCAGCUUGGGUAUCUGCUAUUACAGAUAAAACGAAGCUAGAAGACGUCAUGAAAGCACACAUCACCAAGCUUGUUGGCGGCUAUGCAGGCAAAGUCUACGCAUGGGAUGUUGUCAACGAAAUCUUUAACGAAGAUGGUACCUUCCGUGAUUCCGUCUUCUACAAAGUCCUCGGCGAAGGCUUCGUCAAGACCGCCUUCGAAACCGCGCGUGCCGCAGACCCGAAGGCCAAACUCUACAUCAACGACUACAACCUCGACUCCGCCUCGUACACCAAGACCAAGGCUCUCAUUGCCAAGGUCAAGGAGUGGGUCGCGGCAGGUGUCCCCAUCGACGGCAUUGGCUCGCAGGCGCAUUUGGCUAAUAAUUGGCCGAUUGCGGAUUUCCCGGGCGCGAUGAAGGCACUGUGUGGCGUGGUGAGCGAGUGUGCAGUUACGGAGCUGGAUAUCAAAGGCGCAGCGGUGGCAGAUUACGAGACGGCGGUAGGUGCAUGUGCGGACGUGGAGAACUGCGUGGGUGUUACAGUAUGGGGUGUACGCGAUCCGGAUUCGUGGAGGCCGGACGGUACACCGUUGUUGUUUGAUGCGCAGUUCCAAGCCAAGGAAGCGUACAAUGGACUGUGUAAGGCGCUUGCGUAGAUGGUGGGGAGGGGGCCUUGAUGGCAAUUUGGGGAAUUUGGUUGAAAUGUAUGUAUUGUGAGAAGUACUGUGCGAUAUUGCAAUACGAGGAGUCGCGGUCGGACUUUGUCCCGCGUUUGCAGCAAUCCAGGUCAAUCCUGUACCUG